Hordeum vulgare subsp. vulgare (domesticated barley) is the source of this 901-nucleotide messenger RNA. RefSeq lists its product as uncharacterized. The transcript is spliced from 3 exons. Lineage: Eukaryota; Viridiplantae; Streptophyta; Magnoliopsida; Poales; Poaceae. The record is from RefSeq and is a predicted model, not a curated record. Bases 126 to 551 code for a protein of 141 amino acids.
GUUCCCCUGGAAAGAUGCUUUUUCUUGUCCAUCGAAGAACACCACCGGAGCUGCCUCCUCCCUUCCCCUGUUGCCCAGAUCUGCUCUAGGUCCUCCAUCCCAGCAUUCCUCUAUCUGGCGAUCAGAUGAAGCAACAUGUCGCCGUCGACGAUGGUACGUCGUCGACCCUGGCAAGUUCGUUCAGCCUUGAAUGGGGAAGCUCUGCCUUGUCUAUCGAUCUGAACAAAGGAUCAUUAGCUUCUGACGGGAUUGUUCUGGCCUUAGUGGUCGACGACGAAGGGGUAACUGUGGAUGAUCUUCCAAGGGAGAAUGAAGAUCUAGAUUUCUUUGGUGUGGAUUAUAGCUGUACACACAAGUGCCAUCACAAGAUGCAACCCGCAAGGAAAGUUGCUUUCGUUUACGCAGCCACCGGUAGGAGGUACCUCGGCUGCCCCCUGAAGGGAGCUGAGAGAUGCCGUUGGGUGAAGUGGAUUGACGAACUAUGGGGGCCGUGCUCUCACGAUCAAUUAUGCGAGUGUGGGACCAAUCGGACGAUAGGGCAACACUUUUAGAAUCAAAGAUCAAGGAACUUGAGCGUGCAUAUAUGGAACUUUGGAUUGAGAGAAACCUUUUUGCGAUGGAGCACGAACUCGUCGUGAGCCAGCUUGCUGGUGUCAUAGCUGACAAUAAGAUUAAGUUGUCAACGAGGUUGGAUAUCCACAAUAAAUUGUGUGUGGCGUCUAUUUCUGCAGCUGUUACUCUCGCGUCUGUGCUGGCUUAUCUGUUGACUUUGUAGAUGUGUAGAUAAGUUUUAAUUUGGUAUCUCUUGCGUUGAGAAGAGCACCCCCCUGUUGUAUGAACUUGAUAUGGGUUACACUCCCAUUGUGGAAUAAUUAUGAUUCCGUUUUAGAGACCAAUUUAA